This is a messenger RNA of Linum trigynum, 1379 nucleotides long. The record is from the annotation of a GenBank genome assembly. NCBI's taxonomy places the organism in Eukaryota, Viridiplantae, Streptophyta, Magnoliopsida, Malpighiales, Linaceae.
AUCAUCCCAUAUUCAGCAAAAGCAGCUGAUCAUAAUUACCUCCUCGCUCAUCCCAUCACCAUGGCGCCGAGCAAUCCCCAGCUCAAUGUGCAACUUUCUCCUGCUGCCCUAUUCACCAAUCGAGGAUUCCGAAACUCGGAAGCAUACUCCAGGUAUCUCCGAAGCUUUCAAGAUCGUGCUCUCCACCCUUCAUUUCUCAUCCCUCCCACCACCUUCAAUCGGUACAGACUGCGAAUCAAUGGGUAUGUCAAUGAUCUUGGGUGGAGCUCCCUACUCCAUAACUGGCUCCUCGAUCAGUGUCCUGAAGCUGUGAGGAUGUUCUACGCGAGUAUGCAGUGCGACCCUGGACGUAAUCCGUCAUACUUCACCACCACUGUCUACAAUUUUAGUGUGACAGUUACUGCAGAAAUCCUGGCCAACUUGCUGCACCUUCCUCAUGGUGGCUACACUGCUGGAACUACAAAAGACUUCGACAGCUAUGGGUUUCAUCCCAUAGACACUAUGUCGUACCUAGCCAGCGACUACGGGCAGUACCAAUCCUCGAUGGUCUCCGUUGAGCGGCUGUCGGAUGAUCUGAAAGCUCUGCAGUUCUACAUUACGCGUAUGUUUCUCCCUCGAGCUGCUAAAACAACUACUAUCCUUGAAGAAUCUGAUCUAUGGAUUCUGUUUAACGCAAGGACAAGCUGCCCAAUCAGCUAUGCAUCCCUCAUGUUUAAUCACAUGAUUAAAUAUCAAGACGAAGACUGCAGUGGAAAGCUCCCAUUCGGACCGCAAAUCACCACAUUACUAGCAAUUUUAGGGGUCAAUGUGCGUGGGAAGCUUACUAACCGUGAGGUUCACGCUGACCUCCAAGCCCAGCAUGUCCUACGUCGCACUCUUUCGGUGCUUGGACCCAGAAAACUUGCCAAAGUUCAAGGGGGAGACAAAGCUGCUAAGUCUAGAACAGAUUCUGAAGAAGAUGUUAAUGAAGUAGAAGAGGAGACCUGGGUAAAGGGCAAGGCAGCAGAGCUAACUGCUGAUGAAAUCAGCAGGCUUGACAAAGGAAAAGGGGUAGUUGAAUGGUCUUCAAAGCGGAAGAGGCCUAUGAGCAUGGGUCACGUGCAGGAAGGAAUAAGGCUGGAAAGCGGAAUAAGGCCUCUGAGCAUGGGCCUCUGAGCAUCAACUUGACAAUGGCAGAACUUCUUGAUAUAACUUGAAGGCCAAGUCAAGAUUCAAAUGUGAAAAUCAAGUUGGAAAAGCAGUGGCUGCCCAAAAGCAGUUAAGGCAAGUUUACAGGCCAAAAAGAAGAAAGAAUAUAAACUAACCUUUACAAGAAGAUCUCAAGGGAGAAUUGAAGAGCAACGGCUAGUUGGUGGAGGCUAUAAAUAGAGACAAGACUG